AGGCGAAGACAGCUAGCCUAACUAAUAGCGUUCACGAGCUUCAACCACACCGCCCAAUCAGCGUCGUCUUCAGAAUUCGCCGUGCGCUCUGAUUGGUCGUGCUCCCCGAUAUAAAACCGUUCUUGCCGUGCGCGCUCCCUUUCACCUCCCGGAGCCCUAGUGUGAGGUACGUGACAUCGUGGCUGUGGGCCCGGCUCUCGGUUUACCGGAAUGCCAGUUCCGGGUCCUCUCUCAGCGCCCCGCCGGUGAUGACAGCACCUACAGCUGCAUUAUUCCGGAGCACGCGGGCCCAGAGCGCCAUCUCCCCCCUCACUGUCCAGCGGGCCGCGUCUAGGGGCCCUCCCCCAGUGUGUUCCUUAUAACUGGUGGCGGCUACCAAACCCCACACGUGGGCAAGCUGGCCCCCUUACCGGGAGAGCUCUUAAUAAGGGCUGAAUGUAACCAGGGGCUACAGAGUGCAUGCAGCCAGCCUGUGGGUGCAUGGCUGAGGGGGGUCUCCCCUGGGGGUAUGGGGACAGGUUUAGUCUGCACUCAUGGUUUUGGGGUAUGGGGACAGGUUUAGUCUGCACUCAUGGCUUUGGGGUAUGGGGACAGGUUUAGUCUGCACUCAUGGCUUUGGGAUAUGGGGACAGGUUUAGUCUGCACUUAUGGCUUUGGGUGGUUUUAAACCUCCAUAACUCCCAUGUUCCCAUGUUUGUACAGAGUAAUGUGUUAACACAGUGAAUGGCAGCCUGGCACUGUGCAUACAUGGUGUGUGUUACCCACUGAUACAUUCUGCAGGUUAGACAGUUUGACACAUGUAUGUUUACACAGGAGGGCUCAGUUUGGUAGUGUUUUCAUGUUGAGUCUCAUCCUAUAUUUUGCCUUUGUCCUCUACAUAGCUUGAUAGCAUUUAUCAUGUACACCUCAGUUUACGUCCAUAUAUUGGCCUGGAAAAUGGAAAGUGUAAGUGUGAAUUCUGCUUUAUGCUCUGGUAGUACUUAGUGCGGCACUGUCACAGUCUGAGGACUUUGCAGAAUUCAGACACCUGGAUGAGACCUUUCCGCAGGGGGGAGGGUGGGCAGGUAAACUUACCUGAACUUGUCCCUGGCGGAUACUGCUAUCUUCAUCUUGUGGGUCCUCUUUAGCUUCUGGCUUGAGCCAAUGUCAGAGUGCAACAUUGAGAUCUAUGGAGGAUCCUGUGUGGUCCUCAAUAGACAAAGCCAUUCCCUGCAUCCCUCACUGGUGUCUGCUGUUGGCAUUGACACUGUAGCGCUGCCCUGUCUAUAAGUCAGGCUGACCAAAUAGACAAAGUAGUCCCUGCUUUCUCUAUAUCUAUUGACUGGGUUGGAAUUUCAGUGAGAUGACAACAGUCCAAAUGAAUAUUUCAUAAAGGUUCUAUGUUUAUAAAAUGCUAUUUAUUUUUUUUUUAUUUUUUUUUAGUGGGAGAGUGUAACCGUGACAUUUUAAUUUCUGAUGUAUAAAGACACUUAAGUUACAUAGAUCGUUUAAUUUAGCACAAUAAAUUGUAAAAAUAAAAAAAGGACUGACAUAAGCAUAUCUUAUAGAUCACUGGUCAUCACAAUUAAUUAUUGGUCAAUAUAAUCAUAAAGACCUAUACUAAGCAUAACUGCUACUGCCAAAUGUAGCGGUUGUAUUGCCAGGGGUACCCUGGCCUGGUUCCCCAUUAAUGGGGCAAACGACUUCGUAACGGUUUACCUCUUACCUGGGCCCCUAGUGUUGCAGUGAUGUGCUUCUGGUUUAGAUAUACUAAAUGCAGUUCUGUAGAACAAAAGUUUCUCAGAAUUGACAAUAGCUGAUGUUACCUCAAGGAUACUGCUGAAUUACAUAUCUGACAGCACAGGGGUGAAGUAUUAGAACUUUACGUAGCCUUAGAGAGGUCUGUAGAGUUUGUGCAGUAUUCCUAGUCUAUACCAGGGGAAUUGGAACAAGUGAGUGAAGACAUUUUGGAGGUUUGUGACUAGUUGAAUCACCCAUAUUAGAUUGACAGUCUGCUGACUUAGACAACUGAGCUGCAGCUGAAUGAACAUGCAGAUUUGUUUAAAAGAACUAAAGUUGCCUUUUGAAUAAGUUAGACACCAAAGCUUAAAAAAAAACUUACUUCAUCUUAAUAGUUUGGUUGCUUAGACCCUGUCCUGGCACGCUAGCAAUGUAAAACAUUGCUCCUUCAGAAAAGAUUUGUAGAUUGUCUGCCAGAAGUGUCCUGGCACUGUUCCACAGUACUAAUAACCACUUUUAGUAAGAUUUGAUUGCUUACCAGGGUCCCACAGAGCACCUGUGGCCACAGCUCAUGCUUACUGUAUCUUUAGCAGGAGCAUCGGUUGAGUCAGUGCUGUUCUGGAUUGGCAGUCUGUAGUUCUAUGUAGACAUCCAGCUUCUCCUUCACGAGAAGACUAAUGGUGGUGCUGGUGUCACCAUGACUACAUACUAUGAGAUGAUGCCAGGGCACUCCAAAUACUAUAACACACUGCAGAAGGCUAAACACACUGCUUAAAUUUAGUAUUCAUUUUAUACAGAUUUGUCAUUGUGCUAACAUAACAUGUAAACAAAUUAUUUGUUUUCAGGUUAUACCUUGUCUUUAAACCCUUUUUGUGGCAAUCCUUGGAAGCACUGACAAGAUGCCCAGGGAAGACAGGGCUACGUGGAAGUCAAACUAUUUUCUUAAAAUAAUUGUAAGUAUUUUUUCAACUCCUAAUAUAUGGUGUAUGUGACUGAAAAUGUUCAAGAUAAUUGCAUAUAUUUUGCCUAGAAUUUGGUUUGUUAUACUUCAUUUUGAAGCGUAGAUUUACCAGAUUCGUGUAUUUACAACUGAUGUUUGGCAGAUAUACUUUUCUAAGGGUAUUUAUUUUAUCACUUGAAUACGAAAUGCAAGUGAUGGGAGAUAUACUACAAAAUCUAGUUUGGAAUUGUCUAAUCUGUUUCAGGAAUAAAUACUGACAAAGCUGAACACUUUAACAGCAGAUAAGCCAAUUGGUUCACUUUGCUUACUGCUUUUAAAGGCCAUUUUAUAGGAUUUUAAAGUUAUCUCAAAACUAAGUCUAUUUCCUAAGCAAUGUUUUUUUUUUUUGUUUUUUGUUUUUUUUGUUCUAGCAAUUGCUUGAUGAUUUUCCAAAAUGCUUCAUCGUGGGGGCGGACAAUGUUGGUUCAAAACAAAUGCAACAGAUCCGUAUGUCCCUACGAGGGAAAGCUGUAGUUUUGAUGGGAAAGAACACAAUGAUGCGCAAAGCUAUACGUGGACACCUGGAAAAUAACUCUGCUCUGGAGAAGUGAGUUAGGUUUAGUCCUGAUGAUGGAUAUUAUAUUUGACUGUUCCAAAUGACUUAUUGAUUUGUGUCCUUUUCAGGCUGCUGCCUCACAUCAAGGGUAAUGUGGGCUUUGUUUUUACCAAGGAGGAUCUUGCAGAAGUUAGAGACCUGCUGUUGGCCAACAAGGUAGAGAAAAUUGUAGUGUUAAAAUUAUCAAACCUUUGUAAAGUAGAACUACUUUGUAAUCUGUUGAUUUUGUUCCUUAGGUGCCAGCCUCUGCUCGUGCAGGAGCAAUUGCUCCAUGUGGGGUCACCGUGCCUGCACAGAACACUGGUUUGGGCCCUGAGAAGACCUCCUUCUUCCAGGCUUUGGGUAUUACCACCAAAAUUUCCAGAGGAACAAUUGAAAUCUUGGUGAGUGCAAUCUUAAACAAUUUCUGAUAUUGUGUUUGUGGUUCUGUAGUAGUAUGUUAAUACUUUUUUGCAUUGCAGAUAUGUUUAAGUGGUGUGUAUUUUUCAUACAGUUGUGAAGAAUUGAUGUUUAUGUGAAACUGUGUAUAGCUACUGCCAUAUAUCAUGUUGCAUGGUUUGCAACAAAAUAGUUGUAUGCUAUAGAAAGGGUAUGUUACUUAAGAUCUGUUUUGUUCUAGGGAAAUAUAUUUUUGUUGCUAUAGUACUUUUAAUUUGAUAUAACUUUUUUAAAGUUUUCUAAUUGAUUUUUGGUCUCUUUCCAGAGCGACGUGCAACUGAUUAAGACUGGAGACAAAGUGGGUGCCAGCGAAGCCACACUCCUGAACAUGUUGAACAUCUCACCCUUCUCCUUCGGUUUAAUUAUUCAGCAAGUUUAUGACAAUGGCAGUGUAUAUAAUCCAGAGGUACUGGACAUUACAGAAGAAGCUCUUCAUGCCCGCUUCCUUGAGGUAAGGACUAUCAUGUGAUUUAUUCAAAAUAUCUGGAGCUUUUGAUAAUGAACUGUAAAAGAGCAUUAGUAAAACUAGAGAGCAAAUUGUGAUUUUUUUUAUUUUUUUUUCUCCUUCUUCUUAAGGGUGUUCGCAAUGUGGCCAGUGUUUGUCUUCAGAUUGGAUAUCCCACUAUUGCUUCAGUGCCUCACUCAAUCGUCAAUGGGUAUAAGAGAGUUCUUGCUGUUGCUGUGGAAACUGAUUACAGCUUCCCAUUGGCUGACAAGGUGAGAAUAUGGUCAAAAUUGGCUGUGUGCUGGAAAUGCAAUUGUUAAUGCACAACAACUUUCUGUUAACUGUAUACUGAAAUAGGCUACACUGCAUUUGAGGGUGGAUGUAAUUGAAUUGUACCAUGCAGAAUAAAACUUUCUUAAAUUCCUACACAUUGAGCUCUUGCUUAAGAGCAGGUUUAGAGUCAUAUCUCGUCAUCUUUCUAACGUGGUGCGUCAAAAUCAUGACAAGCCUGCAUUUAAAGUGAGGUCAAUUAAGAAUAAGUUUGUUAACCUACAAGUAAAGGACGUGCAUUGCCUGUUGAUCCAUGGACACCUUUGUAGGCAACCUCUUCAGUAUAGGAAUGUAGUUAUGGGAACAAAGUCCUACGGAGAUGGGAAACAAAUUCUUGGUAAUCUACCAAAGCCUUUAAUCAUGGGUUAAUGUUGGUUUUCAAGUUUUGCUGUUGUGGUUUUAAGCUUAAAUGGAUAUCCUCUUCAUUUUUAUUUUCCCAGGUCAAGGCAUUCCUGGCAGAUCCAUCUGCUUUUGUUGUAGCUGCCCCUGCUGCUGAGACAGCUGCAGCACCUGCUGCUGCUGCCCCGGCUAAAGAGGAAAAGCAGGAAGAAUCAGAAGAAUCUGAUGAUGAUAUGGGCUUUGGGCUCUUUGACUAAUUCUAACUGUGGUUUAUGCCAUCAUAAAUAAAGAACUCUACAGCUGACUCUUUGUGUUUGUGGUUUAUAGAAAUGGCAUAGUGUGACUGAAAGAUGGAUUGGAUUUGGUUUUAUUGAGUAACUUUAUAGCUUAAAUUCUUCAUUAAAGGUUAGUAUUGGUUAUUAUCCAUGCAGAAUCUUAUUUUUUUUAAUUUGUGCUACAAUGUCAUUUCCGGUUUUCUUUUCCCUUAGGGACGGGAAGGCCAUUAAUCAAAUGAAUACUGCACACUAGCUUCAAUUGGUACCUAUGAUGGAAGAGAUGCGUUACACACCAACAUGUGACAUCACUGAUGAGGCUCUUUGAAGAUGACAGGUAAUAUUUCAAGUGAAUGGAGUAAGAGAAAAGUGUGCAUGGUUUUUCCCAGUCUUGCUGAAAUCUGCCUUUUGUGUUGCUCAUUCAUCUUUCCAUGUAGUGAAUGUGGUGUCUCUUAAGGCAUACAUAAAUUCCACAUGUGGCCUAAUAAAGAUUAAAAUGGUUUUCUUUAGCUGGCUGCUUAUGGAACAGUUUUAUUCUUUAAAAAAAUCAUGUGUACCUGCUUUUCUGCUUGACACAUCUGAAUUCGUUUAUAUUCAAUUCAGCACAAUACAAACUGUCCUUUAUCAUGAGUUUUUUCUAUAAAGAACCUAAUAACCUCUACUUUUAAAUAGAUGUGACAUGCUAUGCACAUGAAAUGUGAUGGCUAAAGUAUAAACUGGUAAUCAUGUAAUCCCAAACAAUGAUUUAUAUUGAGCUUGCCAAAUUAAUACACAGAUAUAGUAUUGGGUGAGUUCAAUUUUUUUUUUUCUCAAAGCACUUGUUUUGGCUGCCUUCUUCUAUGCAAGCCUUAACUGCAUUUAAUAUAAGAUGCUUUCAAUACUCCCACUGAGUGCAUUAUAAUAGUGUGUAAACAAAAAACAGAUUGUAGGAUAGGUCUACAAGCUAUCUUAAAUUUUACUCUUUAGAGAGCGGUCUACAAGCAUCAUCAUAUUGACCCAUUUCCAAGCCACCUUUAUGAAGUUUUCUCUUCCUAACUGAUAUAACACGCUUUAAUGAGUUUAUAUACAAAACCCAUGCUUAGUAUUCAUUUUUUUUUAAAUUUUGCAAGCAUUUUAAUAACACAUUGCUUUAUUUUAAACAGAUGAUACCAGAAACUACAAUAAAGUAAAAUCUUCUAUAAUACAAAGUAAGUAAAGUUUACAGGAAUGUUAACAUUUAAAGGAAACAUCAAAAAGCAAAUCAACUCUUUAAAUGCAUUAAAGGAACACUGUAGCAUUAUUCAAUUAGAUAUGAGUUUGGACGUAAGAUUCCCAGCUCUCAUCCCCAGUGGGAUUGGAGGCAUAUUAUUAUAUUUAUAUUGCGCCAUCAAAUUCCGUAGCACUGUACAAUGGGAUAUAAAGCCACGCUUCCAAGUCUUCGGAUUAGUUUAUUUUUGGGGUUGGACAGGGUGGUCAGACCUUGAAGGCACUGUAACAACUUCAAUGAGCUGAAAUUGUUAAAGUGCCUACGGUGUUUCUUUAAACUCCUCUUGAUUGGACUAAAUUUGCAAUGUAUCGUUGUAAAAUGUACAAGCUGUGGUCAUUUCUCAUGAACUUUACAAAUGUCAGUUGCACAUCAGAGCUAUGUGUUAUAUAAUUACUUGGACGUCGUAGACGGUUGUAAAUUGUUACGAGAGAGACACACACUUUGCUUUAAUUGAAUGCAUACUGGAUGAAAAGAAAAUAUUACAUUUCUUAUUGUAUAUUUUCAGCUGCCCUUGUGUUACCCAUUCAUUUUUUUAAGUGAUGAAUGAGGCGUCAAACAGGGCAAAAAUUAAAAUCCUCCAUGCUUUCCAAGGUGCCCUUGGACUUGUCUAAUGUCCAGGGCACAGGUAUGCAUAGAGACAGUACCACUGUUAGGAAAGGCAGUGUAUAUUUUGAGUUUAUUAAACAUUUUAGAAAUCAAAUGACUUUCUGUAUAGGGCAGUGAAAGGACAAUACUGUUAAGUGACCCUUUUCCUUUGUAGUGAUUCAUGGAGAGGGAAGUAAAACUUAUAUACAGUGCUGGUUCUAGAUCAUAUUUUUACUUUAGAAUUUUAAUUGUCAAGCAUGACUUGUAAUCUUUGAUUUUAUUUUAUUUUUUUUCAGCAAGAACUGCAUGAAGGACAGCCUGCUCUGGAUGUUCACUUUUUAUUUUGUUCUCCCCAUUGUCAUUUGCUGUGAGAAGAACGUGCAGUAAUUUUGGUUGUCUUAUGAAACAAGCUAGUUCAUUUUACGGUUUAUAUAACAAAGGCGCAGGGGCUGGUAUUCUAAACCUACAGUAAAGUAUAGUUAAAGGGUUAAGCCACUGUCUAAAGAUCCUUUCUACUUAUUCUCUACUGGGUGCUAUUAAUUCUCCUCCCCAUUUUCCUUAAAACGUGGGUGCAGUAACACACACUCUAUUAACAGUGAAUACAUUUCAAAGUAACUAGUUUGGAUGUAAAAACGAAUUUCAUAUUUAAUUCAAAAGUGGCUGACCUUGACUCAUUGCUCAUUUGGAGAAGAUUUCCAGUUUGUCUAUAUGGUAACAUUGAAAUCCUGUUUCAAAUUGAUAAUUCACUUUUGUUGGUUUAUGGAUCUGGCAGAUGUAGCAUUUCGAUAGUGUUGUGGAAAGUAUUCAUCGGUAGCUGUUCAUCUACUAUACACUUAACAUUCUUAUACUAUUUCAUUCUAAAUUUAAAACUUAUCCUAUCAAAUGAAUCUUAUAUUUUUGACAUUCUUUAUUUUUCCAGUAGUGGCAAGGUUUAUCUGUCAGACAGAAAUUAAAUUUUCUUUUAUUAUAUAUGUAGAAUAAACAAGCAACUUCCUGUCUGAAAGCAUGAAGUGUUUAAGACCAAAUCCUUGUGCAGAUUGAGAGGCUAAGGCCAAAGCGAGACUGCACAAUAAAUAUGAACAGGCUAGUAGAUUGUUAUACAUGUGCAGACCUAUGAGGCCCUGUAGUGGCCUUAUUUCAGUCCAGUGUCUGGCCCUAGAUUUCAUUGAGCAAUUAAAAUUGUGAACUUGCUAAAACAAUGGCAAACAGGAAAGGAAUAGAAAAGCAAAGCAGCGGGUGCUGACCUGCAGCUUGAGACAAUAUGCCCACCGAGGAUGUCUGUCUUACUGGAAUCUUAGUAACCCUCUCUUCUUGAGAUAAUGAUGCGGUGAUGACCCUUGCAGGUAGAGGCUUAGUACCCCUGGCACUGAUAAUCCCUCCAGUGUUGCCGCUGUUAUGAAAGGUCCCAUGUGACCCAGACCCAAAGGUUGGCUAGGUGCAGUCCUUUCUUUUAGGCAGUAUAAUGGAUUCUGUUGCUGUUGAAAUUUCUUAGUGGCAACUGCUGAGGUAUUCAGUUUGUCAGCUGUUGGUGCUUAGGAGAGAUCAUUAGCUUCUGAAGCUUUUCCCAGAAGUCUGUGAAAAUGCUGUAUAAUUUAGUGAGGAUGUCGUCACAGGGAUCUGAUGAGCACAGGGCAUCUUCCAUUGGGGUGGUAUGCUGUGAACACAUCUCCAGCUCUGUGUUGCAGGGUAAGUAGACCGGGAUCGCCCCCCACCAGUUCAGAAGAGAAAAGGGAUAGCAAGAGGGUUUACCAUGGGCCUGACGGCCGCACAGCAGAAGAGCAACCCUCUUUCCUAUCUGGUAUGAGCAUUAAGCUAAGAGAGGAGCUCUCAGAACAAGUUUAGUUGUCGUAAGGUCAUGACCUCCCCCCGUAUACAUUUCAAAUUCCAGUAAUAAGAGAGCUUCCCCUAGGAUAGGGCUUACUUGUCUAAGAAUUUGAAACCAGGCACAUUUUGCUGCAUUAAUGAGAUUAAUAAAAACUCACUUCUGCACUUCAACUCUGUUCACCUUGAACCUGGGUAGCCACGAUAAACAGGGAAAGCUAUUCUAACCCACCCUUGUGCUUUUAGCAGUUGUAAGUCAGAUAACACAAGGACAGUUUGCAAAAAAUGGUGGACUGGGACUGUUAGUUUAAUAACUGCUAAAAUCCCCCACCCCACACUUUUCAUAUAUCAAUUUUAUCACUAAUGGUUGUCAGAACUUGGCUGUUUUGUUUCUCCAUGCCUCAUCAUCACACUUUCACUAUUAUAAUGGUAAUGUGGAUAAAGCCUGCCAUUGCUUCUGUUACAUCCAGUACAAAAUAAAAACAAAUUGCAGUGGGUGUGUAAUAAGAGUGAUUUCUUUCAAACUACUUCGAACAUUGGAUUACAAUUUUCAGAGUUAUUCUGUAAAACGAGAUUUGUC
Pelobates cultripes (western spadefoot toad) is the source of this 9331-nucleotide messenger RNA. NCBI's taxonomy places the organism in Eukaryota, Metazoa, Chordata, Amphibia, Anura, Pelobatidae. The record is from the annotation of a GenBank genome assembly.